This is a messenger RNA of Mercurialis annua (annual mercury), 483 nucleotides long. RefSeq lists its product as uncharacterized. Lineage: Eukaryota; Viridiplantae; Streptophyta; Magnoliopsida; Malpighiales; Euphorbiaceae. Gene Ontology annotation, molecular function: RNA-DNA hybrid ribonuclease activity; nucleic acid binding. Bases 1 to 483 code for a protein of 160 amino acids. The record is from RefSeq and is a predicted model, not a curated record. The transcript has a single exon.
AUGGCAAGGAACUCCUUGAUUUUUAAAGAAAACCCUUGGUCAGUUGAAGAUUCAGUGGCCAAUGCUUCUAAUUAUAUGCAGGAAUUUAACUUGGAAAAAGAUAUGGAAUUGGAAGACAUCUGUAAUUCCAGGAAUGUUCAUCCAACUCUGUCUCCCCCCAGCCAUUCCACUAGGUCCAUCCCCCAUAAUACCAUCAAGCUCCAGUAUGAUGCAGGUACCUGCACUCAAUUCAAGUUUGGGUCUGUAGCAGGUAUAGCCAGAGAUUGUUCCAACAAGGUUAUUGGUAGAUUCUCGGCUAUUUUUCGGCAUAUUUGGGACCCAGGCAUUUUGGAGUUCCUAGCUCUGAGGGAGACUAUGAAUUGGUGCAUUAGCAAUAAGUGGAAAUCUGUGUCUUUCGAAGGCGAUGUCAUUCUGGUAGCUCAGUCUAUUAACUCAGGAGUUCCAUCCUCGAGUGCUAGCUGGGGUAUCUGUAAAGAUAUUUGA